GGAAGCGCAGAUCCUGCCGGCUCUGGACUAGCCGCUCAGCACCAGGGCGGAAGGAAGACGAGGCGAGGCAAGCGCCAAGCUUCCAUCCGGACUUCAAGGCCAGUGGCUGGGUCUGGUUUUCUCAACACGGCCUCCUAGUCUCCUUCCCGCUUGGGCAUCUGUUUUUCUUAUAUAGACCCUGGAGCCGCCCGUGAUGUUCUGUAAGCAGGUUCCGCUUCAGAAUCAGAGGUACUUAAGAGGGAACGUGGAUGCUAGACCUGCCCUUGCUGCUGGCCUCAGUUUCUUUACCUGUAAAACAGGGAUUUUGGAACUGUUAAAUUAAAUCAAACUUAAAAGAAUUACAACUUAAAGCUGCUGGAACUUUACAUGAUCCCGAGCCUUGAGAGGAAUGUGGCUAUGCAGCCUGAGUCAUGUGGCAUGCAGAUGCAACCUCUGCCUUUUUCCGCUGUAAAUAAUUAAGAAGACCAAGUAGCAUCCAAGAGUCACCUAAGCUGAAGAUUCCCUUGAGAACAAGUACUGUCCUGUGGUUUCAUGGCCUUUCUUCCAUUUGUGGUUCUUGCCAAGCGGAAUUUAAAUGACAUCUUAUCAAGAUGGAUAAACCCUAGUUUCCCAGUGCUGGAAUAUAGAAAAUGGAUGGACAAGUAAAUCCCACUCAGCACCCAUAGCCCAGGCAUGGGGACCUCAACACAUUUGAGCCGCAGAGAUCACCUUUCAUUAAUGUCUUUUUGUCACUUCCGGCUGGAUCUACCAUGAAAGAUUUCUGAAUCCAGGAAGAGAGAUUGACUGGGCAACAUGUUAUUCAGAAACAGGACCUUGCCCUGUCACUCAGGAUGGAGUUCAGUGGUCCAAUCAUGGCUCACUGUAGCCUCAAACUCCCAGGCUCAAGCAAUCCUACCACGUCAGUCUUCCCAGUAGCUGACAGGGUCUCACUCUGUCGCCCAGGCUGGAGUGCAGUGGCAUGAUCUUGGCUCACUGUAGUGUAGACUUCCCAGCCUCAAGGGAUCCUCCCACCCCAGACUCCCAAGUAGCUGGAAUUGCAGGUCUCACGCUCUCACUCAGGCUGCAGUACAGUGGCACAACCUCUGCUCACUGCAGCCUCUACCUGCCAGGCUCAAGCAAUUCUCCUGACUUAGCCUCCCGAGUAGCUGGGAUUACAGUUGAAGCAUAUGUCCUGCGAGCUUAGGGGUGCUACAAGUUGACCACUGCAGCAGUAAAGAUGAUUCUGAAGAAUGGCAUGGGAUGGAUCCUUUCGAAUGCACUUGAGCAGCGGUCUCCAACCACAGGGCCACAGAGCUGGAGGUGAGCAGCAGCUGGAUCUACCAUGAAAGACUUCUGAAUCCAGGAAGAGAGACUGACUGGGCAACAUGUUAUUCAGGAGAUGGGGUCUCACCCUGUCACCCAGGCUUGAGUACAGUAGUGCUAUCACAGCUCACUGCAGCCUUGAACUCCUGGGCUAAGGAUCCUCCUACCUGAGCCUCCUGAGUAGCUGGGACUGUAGGGUCUCCCUCUGUUGUCCAAGGCUGGAGUGUAGUAGUGCUAUCACAGCUGACUGCAGCCUCAACCUUCCAGGCUGAAGCGAUCCUCCCAUCUCAACCUCCCACGUGGCUGAGACUACAGGCGCUUGCCACUAUGCCCAACUAAUAUUUGGAAUUUUCCUAUACGUGGAUUCCAGAGGGGUGAUAGCGAAACGUGGGACCAUCCAGUUGCAGGAAAACGAGCUUAACACGCCCACUGAUUCUACAUUAUGCUCCUACCUCCCGGCAGCCUCUCCAGGCCCAGAACUUUCUCCAGUUGGCCUCCACAGACCAAGCUCAUGACUCACAAUGGCCUAUUUAGGCCCAUACCCUACCUCACGGCAGUCUCCGCAGAUGAGGCUACUGCCUCACAACAGCCUCCACAGGCACAGCUCCAUCGUUACAAUGGCCUCUUUAGACCCAGCUCCUGCCUCCCAGCCUUCUCUCUAGGCCCUGAACUUUCUCAAGUCGACGUCACCAGGCCCAGCUCAUGCUUCUUGGCAACCUCUCCAGGCCCAGCUCUUCCUCCCGGCGGCCUCUGCAGGCCCAGACUGUCGUCAAGUCGGCCUGUCCAGGGCCAGCUCCUGCCUCCUGGCGCCCUCUGCAGGCCCAAGUCGUCCUCAAGUCGGCCUCCCCAGGCCCAGCUCCAGCCUCUCGGCGGCCUCUCCGGGUGCAAAAGUUCCUCGAGUCAGCCUCUCCAGGCCCAGCUCCUCCUGCCUCCCACUGGCCUCUUUCGGCCCAGCCAAGCUCAUGCGUCCCGGCGGCCUUCCCAAGCCCCGCUUUUGACUUUUGGCGGCCUCUGCAGGCCUCGACAAGGCCCGGCCUCCUGCCUCCCGAAGGCCUGCACAGGCCCAGCCUCUGCCUCACAGCAGACUCUCCACGCCCAGCUAGCUCUCGCCUCACUGUGGCCUCCCCAGUCCAAAGCUCCUGCCUCUCGGCCGCUUCGGCAGGCCCAGCUCCCACCUGCCAGUGGCCUCUUCAGGCCCAUGGGGCUCAUUCCUCACAACGGCCUUUCCAGGCCCAGUUUUUCCCUUCCGGCGCCCUCUCCGGGCCCAGAACCUCCUCAAGUUGGCCUCUCCAGACCCACUUACAGCCUCCCGGCGUCCUCUCCGGGCCCAGCCCUUCCUCCUGGCUGCGUCUCCAGGCCCGACUCCGGCCUCCCAACAAGGUCUUUGGACUCAGCUCCCGCCCAGCUUCCGGCGGCCCUGGUAGGCACACAACUUCCUGAAGCCAAGCUCCCCAGGCCCAGCUCAGGCCUCACGGUGGCCUCUCCAGGCUCAGCUCCUGCCCUCCGACGGCGUCUCCAGGCCCCAAACGGCCUCCGGUCGGUGGGCUCCUCUAGGCCCAGCUUGGGCCUCCUGGCAGCCUCUGCAGGCCCAAAUCGUCCUGAAGUCGGCCUCUCCAGGCCCAGCUCCAGCCUCCCGGCGGCCUCUGCAGGCCUAAGUCGUCCUCAAGUCGGCCUGGAAGUGGGCCUGGAAGAGCUGCAAGUCGGCCUCCCCGGGCCCAGCUCCGUCCUCUCGGCGGCCUCUCCAGGUGCAAAACUUCCUCGAGUCAGCCUCUCCAGGCUCAGCUCCUCCUGCCUCCCAGUGGCCUCUUUGGCCCAGCCCAGCUCAUGGCUCUCGGCGGUCUUCCCAGGCCCCGCUUUUGACUUUUGGUGGCCUCUUCAGGCCCAGAACUUGACCUCCAGUCGGCCUUUGCAGGCCCAGCCUCCUGCCUCUCGAAGGCCUGCAUGGGCCCGGCCGCGGCCUCACAGAGGACUCUCCACGCCCAGCUAGCUCUCGCCUCACUGCGGCCUCCCCAGUCCAAAGCUCCUGCCUUUCGGCCACUUCGGCAGGCCCAGCUCCUGCCGGCCAGUGGCCUCUUUAGGCCCAGCUCAUUCCUCACAGCGGCCUUUCCAGGCCCCGU
Messenger RNA from Pan troglodytes (chimpanzee), 3419 nucleotides. Its product is annotated as proline-rich protein 36-like. The record is from RefSeq and is a predicted model, not a curated record. NCBI's taxonomy places the organism in Eukaryota, Metazoa, Chordata, Mammalia, Primates, Hominidae.